Molecule: messenger RNA, 771 nt
Organism: Zingiber officinale
Lineage: Eukaryota; Viridiplantae; Streptophyta; Magnoliopsida; Zingiberales; Zingiberaceae
Product: SART-1 family protein DOT2-like
Exons: 3
Coding region: 1-771 (256 amino acids)
Biological process (GO): maturation of 5S rRNA; mRNA cis splicing, via spliceosome
Cellular component (GO): U4/U6 x U5 tri-snRNP complex
Source: RefSeq, a predicted model, not a curated record
AUGGUCCGCGAAGCAGCGAGCGCCACUGCCAGCCGCUCGUGGGGUGGCCGCUGCCUUGCCAGGCAACGAGCGGCCACUUCUCGUGCGGCCGGUUUGCGAGCAGCCUCAAGCGAGGCGGCCACUGCCUCGCCACUUCGCCAGGCGACGACCGGCCUCUUGGCUGUUGCUCUUUUAGCUACCUCUAGUAAAGAACAAGAACAUUCUCAGAACCAAUACACAGGAGAACCACAAGAAGAAAAAGCUGUAAUUACAGAAGUUGAGGAGUUUGUGCUUCGAUUCCCAUCUCUCGAUACUGAAACAAAAGGUGAUGACGUUGGAUGGACCAAAGUGGAAGAAACCACAAAAGCUGAAGUUUCUGAUAAUGAAAGUAAGGAUGAUGCUUCUCCAGAUGAGAUUAUUCAUGAGGUUGUAGGAAAAGGUUUAUCAGGCGCACUGAAGUUACUUAAAGAAAGAGAUGGCAGAACUAUGGACAAAAAGAAAAGUAAACUUAUCCGAAUUGAGAGAACUGAUGAAUUUGGCCGUAUAAUGACGCCUAAGGAAGCAUUUCGAAUGCUAUCACAUAAAUUUCAUGGCAAAGGUCCAGGAAAGAUCAAACAGGAGAAGCGAAUGAAGCAAUACCACGAGGAUUUGAAGAUUAAGCUGACGAAAGCUUCAGACACUCCAUUGCAAGCAGUGGAAAAAAUGAGGGAAGCUCAAGCCCAACAUAAGACACCUUAUUUAGUGCUAAGUGGGCAUGUUAAACCAUGGCAAAAAAAACGAACAAUUACUUAG